Molecule: messenger RNA, 4692 nt
Organism: Closterium sp. Yama58-4
Lineage: Eukaryota; Viridiplantae; Streptophyta; Zygnematophyceae; Desmidiales; Closteriaceae
Source: the annotation of a GenBank genome assembly
AUGGAGGGUGUGCGCGAGCGAGGAAGCAGCAGCCGUCGUUCCCACCCACGAUCCUCGUCGCUCCGCGAAGGCGUGUACGACGGCAGGCGGCACGACGACGUGCAGGAGGAAUGGGGGGAGCGCGGGGAGGAGCGCGGGGAUCGGGGGGAGCGCGGGGAGCGGGGGGUCGUGCGGGAUAAGGAGCAGGAGCGGGCGAGACGGCGGGCGCGAGAGAUUGAGAGGGAGCGAGCAAAGGAGAGAGCGCUAGAGCGACGGAUCGACAACCUAUCCUGCGGUACCAGCUCCUUCGGCGCUACGGUUGACAGCCAUGGAUACGAAAACACCCGUGAGUCCGAACAAUACCGUGGGUACAGUCCGUCUGACGGUAACGAUAACGAUCACGGAGCUGGAACAGUUGCCGGCCGGCAAGAGCUGGACUACCGUCAGGGUUCGCAGUACCGUCAGAAUGUGGAUUACCGCCAGGACGCGAACAAUGGUGCUGACGUGGAGCCGCCGUAUCACAUGUUCGCGAAGAGCGCAACGACCGUCGCACCGCCGGCCAGACACAGCGGCCUCGGAUUCGGAGAAUCGCCGGUACAUUCAUUAGACGUGCCACGUCAGCGGAGCUUCAGGGAAAGGAGAUCCGCGUACGACAUGGGUCAAGGGAGCGUGGGAUUCGGAGAAUCUCCCGUUCACGGAACAGAUUUUCCACGUCAGCAGAGCCUGAGGGAGCGCCGAGAGCGGAGGUAUUUACCUCACGCGUCGCGGGCUGCAGUUCCGCAGUCCGCUAGCAUCUCGCCGUUUAGGGUUCGCGUUAACCCGCGAGCAGGUGUAGCGGAUGUACUCGUUACUAGCAGCCCCGAUUUAAGAGUCAGCUACGCGUCUCCGCAGGUUCUCGAAGCGGCGCUAGAUCUGCGGCGCCAAGCCACAUCAACCGUUCCGCGCAGCGGAAGCAGGAGCCGCUCGGGUUCCGCCAGGCGCGGGGUUCCGCGCGUGAGCAGCGGAGGCGGGGGCGGGGGAAGAGUGCAGCGGUCCGCGUCUGUGGGUUUGUCGGAUUCGGCGGAAGAGGAGGAGGAGGAGGACGACGGGGAGGAGUUUUUGACGUCGGUUCCGCCUGCUGCUAUGGAUGUUCUGUUGGGGAACACGGGGAAAAAGACUGGAUCUGGCGGGUGGAGAAAAUCCGCUUCUACGUCAUCAACAGGGUCGGCAGUACCAGCAGGGGGGCAGGGGAGGGCGAGGGGAGCGCAGACGGCAGGGCAAGGGUGGGAGCAGGGGAUAGGGCAAACGGCCGGGCAGGGUGCAGGACAGGGGUUUGGGCAGGGAGUGAUGGGGGGAAGCAGUUGGGAGAGAAGGGUGGAGGCGCAGGGGGAAGCGAUGUAUGGCGGGCCGGAAGCGGAGGAGGACGAGGAUGGGGUACUGGAGGCGUAUGCUGUGGAUGAUUUGGAGGAGUUGGAUGCGGUGGAGGUGGGUGAUGGUGCAUGGGUGGUGGAGAGCGAGUUUCACUCCCCACGGCACCAAGAGGAAAUGAGGCGCCGCUCCUCCUCUCUCUCCCCUGCACGUGGCGCCGUCUUUGCCUCUGCCUCAGUCACAGCCUUUGCAUCAGGUGACCGCUCUCCUCUCCACUCUGCCGCUGCUGGUCGCCACGAUUGCUCCUCGCCUCUCAGAAGCGCUGCCCCUGGCGUCUCAGGUGGUGGGGCUCCUGCUGCUGGCUAUGGGGGCGGUGGGGCGUAUGGGCAGCAGGGGCAACAAGGGCAGUACGGGCAGUACGGACAGCAGGGACAGCAGGGGCAGCAGGGGCAGUAUGGGCAGCAUGGGCUCUCCAGCAGCAGCGGUAGCCUGGGGCAUGUGUCACCUGGUCACGGGCACGUGUCUCCUACGCUUGCGCGCCUCUCACCUGGUUCGGGCCGUGCCUCUCCCACCCGCGGCUGUGCCAGCAGCGACACAGGGCGAUCUCAGGAAGGAGUUGGUGUUGGCGCUGGAGGUGGGGUGGGGAACGCGGAGGAGGGGAAGCAGGAGGGCGGAGAGGGACGUGUGGGGAGUGGGCGGAAUGGGGAGGGCGAUCUGGUUGCAGCUGCUGCUCUGGUUAGCGGAGCAGCGGGUGCAGGUGACAGCAGGGAGAACGAGGAGGGCGCAGGAGGAACAGGAGGAGCAACAGGAGGGGAUUCGAGUGUACCACCUUCUGUCGAUGCUGGUUCUGAUGCUGGUGCAGGGGCGGCAGCAGGGGCUGCUUCAGGUGCGAGUACAGAGGCUGCUGGUAAGGGAGGUGCAGCCGGGAAUGGAGGGGGAGGUGGUGGAGGUGGAGGAGGGGGAGGAGGUGGGGGUCUGUCAGGGAUAGCGCUGGCCCGGAAUCUGAGUCUGCAGGUGAAGAAGGCAGAGCAGCAAAUCUCGCUUGACAGGAAUCUGUCGCUGCGCAACAUCAAGAAGCAGGGCAAGGAUCUGGUGCCAAAGCUGACCACCCUGCUCAAGAAGUCAGCCAGCUCAGCAGGCGCAGGAAUAAGCUAUGCAGGCGCGGCAGGGCUGAGUGUAGCAGGGGCGGGGAUCAGCGCAGCGGGGGCGGGCAUCAGUGCGACAGUGGGGAAGAGACCGCCCAAACCUGGCCGGUCUGCGACUGAGAAGGAACGCUCCAUGCCGUCGCUCUCCAUGCCCUCCAUGCCACGGUCGCUCACACUCUCAAGGCACAAGGACGGGCCUGAACGGCCAGAGAAAACCUUUGGGGACCUGCCCGCACCCAAGCGCACUCACUUCCAAUACUCUGAGCUCCAGCUGGCAACGGGGAAUUUCGACGAAGCGAAUGUGCUGGGCCAGGGCGGCUUUGGGAAGGUCUACUAUGGGGUGCUGCCAGUGCAGCCAGCGCAGGUGGUGGCGGUGAAGGUGCUGACAAGGGGCGGGUCGCAGGGCGAUGAGGAGUUCACGAUUGAGCUGGAGCUGCUCAGCCGACUAGAGCACAAACACCUGGUGAAGCUGUUUGGGUUCUGCAUGCGAUCACAGCAGCGCCUGCUGGUCUACCAGUUCCUGCCCAACGGCUCACUCACGGACCACAUGCACGGUAAGAAGAGAGAAGAGAAUGGGCCGCUGUCAUGGGAGCGGCGGCUGCGGAUAGCAGUGGGGUCGGCGAGGGGGCUGCAGUACCUGCACUCGCAGAGGCCCCAGAUCCUCCACCGCGACAUCAAGUCGUCCAACAUCCUUCUCACGGAUAAUUUUGCUGCCAAGGUGGCGGAUUUCGGGUGUGCGAAGCUGAUAAAGCAGACAAUCAAGGUGGAGGACCCAGUGACUGGGGAGCUGGUGGAGCGGCUGGGAGAGAGCGUUGACGUGGCCAUGGGCACUCACGGGCACAUGGCUCCGGAGAUUCUGAUGACUGGGGAAAUCAGCUCUGCCACUGACGUGUACAGCUUUGGAGUGGUGCUCUUUGAGCUCAUCACGGGGCGCGUCCCUGUCUUGCCCGAUGGCAUGCAGCUCGUGCACUGGAGGCCGAUUAGUGCGUCGCUGAUCCGCUUUGCAGAGCUGGCUCACUCGUGCAUCCUCUUUGACCCGCUCUCCCGCCCCUCCAUGGCGGAUGUGGCCCAUGCCCUCCACGCCAUCUAUCUCGCAAUCGCGGGUCACACCACAAGGGCUCUCAACCCAACAGCCACAGCUGUGGCAGCAGUAACGCGAGCGGUGGUGGGGUGUUACCGCCAAACGAAGGGGGGAGUCGAGAGGAGAAGCUCGAGCUGUCGACCGUGGUCUCUCGUUUCGCUUCGAAGCGCACUAUUAAGGGAGCAGCUUGGUCCGUCACGAGCCGCCAUGAGCGGCGUGUUGGAGCUCACCGUGGUGGGAGCGUCGGGGCUCAAGGACAAGGAGCUCUUCACGAAGCAGGACCCAUACGUCGUGGUGGAGUACGGUUCGCAACGGUUCCGCACCAAGACAGAUAAAGAUGGCGGCACCACGCCUGCAUUCAACUCCACGUUCCACCUGCAGCUGCUCCCAGGUGUGGAGGAGUUCUCUGCGGUGCUGUGGAAUGACAACCUGGGGCGCGACGACGUGAUUGGUAGCUGCCGCGUGAACUUCCGUCAGGCGUUCUCCAUGGGCAUUUGGGACAUGUGGCACCCCGUCUACACCAAGAGCCAGAAGCAACGCGGCAGCCUUCAUUUGAUCAUCAAGGCUCCUGGAGCUAGGGCACCCGGAGGAUACCCACCUGCACCGUACCCCACCGCACCAUACCCCCCAGCCCCAGCAUACCCAACAGGGUCACCCUACCCGCCCCCAUCCGGCCCACCAAACCCCUACCCUCCCGCCCCAGGCUACCCCACCCCUCCCCCAUCCGCCUACCCUCCCCCAUCCUCCUCCGCCCCUCCCCCAGCCGCCUCCCCUUACCCCCCCGCCUCCUCCUACCCUGCCCCUUACCCCCAGAGCGCCCCCGCCCCUUACCCUGCCGCUCACACCGCCCCUCCUGCCUACUCCAAGCCUCCAAGCGUCUCCUCUUCAGUUAACACUGUGCUGGGAGCAGUGGGAGCAUUGGUAGGAUCAGCAGCAGCAUAUGCGGGUGCGCAUGCGCAUAGCCAUAGCCAUUACCCCCCUGCGCCGUAUGGGUAUCCUCCCCCUCCUACUGGCCCGUAUGGGUAUGGGGCUCCCCCUGUGGUGGUACACCACCAUGGGCACGGUUACCACGGGCAUCAUUACAAGCACAAGUAUAAGCGCAAGGGGUUUUUUGGCCGCCGCAAGGGGUUCUUCAAAUGA